Rhododendron vialii is the source of this 1606-nucleotide messenger RNA. Its product is annotated as putative F-box protein At3g29830. Gene Ontology annotation, molecular function: protein binding. Bases 74 to 1471 code for a protein of 465 amino acids. The transcript has 3 exons. Lineage: Eukaryota; Viridiplantae; Streptophyta; Magnoliopsida; Ericales; Ericaceae. The record is from RefSeq and is a predicted model, not a curated record.
UCUAUAUAGUACAUAUAACCAACCCCUAUCUCUCUCUCUCUCUCUCUCUCUCUCUCUCCACAAUAGUCCCGCAAUGGCUAAGAGAACCAAUGUUGAUAUGUUUUCCUACUUAACAGACACCCUGAUUCUCAUCGUAAUCUCCUUUCUCCCCUUCAAAGAAGCCGCGAAAACAUCUCUCUUAUCGAAGCGCUGGCGAAACCUUUGGCGUGGAACAAAGAAGAUAGAAUUUGAUCAGAGUCUCUUCGUCAAACAAGAAAGUGAGGAAUCCAAUCAAGGAUCCAGAAAGACUCAGAAAAGGGUUUUCCUGGAUUUUUGCAAACUCUGGGUCGGAACUUAUCCCCAACUUAGCGCAAAUGAAUUCCGGCUGGCAUUAUCAGACCCUCAAGAAAACGAUACUGACACCCAACUUCUGAUCCGUUUCGCGGUUGAUCGCGGAGUGAAAGCACUUGAUCUUGACUUCUCACGCCCAACAUGCGAUGAAAAUCAAGUUGAGUUAUUCGAACUGCCACUUUUUGUUUACGAACACAUAGGGCUGGAGUCAUUGGCCUUGUUUUCAUGCAACUUCAGGGUUUCCUUGCUCAACAAGUUUCUUGCAUUGAAAAGCCUAUCUUUGGGAGGGGUAAAAUUGACAAAUUCUUGUGUCAAGGACUUGGUAUCAAACUGUCCAUUGCUGGAGAGUUUGAGUUUGAAGAACUGCUCGGAUUUAGGGUGCAUUAACAUUUCUUCGACGCGGCUUAGGAAUUUGGUCAUUGAAAAGUGCUCGGAUCUUGAAAAUGGGAUCGUGGUCGAUGUUCCGAAUUUGCGGGUUCUUAAGUAUUCUGGGCUACUGGUUCAUUUUGAGAUCGAGUACAUGAAGGGUCUGGUGGAGGCGGAUUUCGAUUUCGGGUUCGAGACCGAGUUUGGUGAAUAUGGGGAUCUUCUUUAUCAACUUCUUGGUGAUGUUUGGAGCGCUAGGGUUUUAACGGUGUGCAGUUACAUGCUUCAGGUAAUUCCAUCUGCAGAGGAAUACCCUUCACUGAAACCACCUUUCGAAGGGGUCCAACAUUUGACGCUGAAGGCGGCAUUGGACGUGCAUGAAUUUCAUGGAAUAUCCUUCUUCCUCAACAGUUGUCCUCAUUUGGAAACUCUCACCAUUGAUUUGGUCCCUGCAAGAAUAUUUCAAGAGCGGGGAACAGAUCUGGCUAUUGACGAACACGAGUUCAUGAGCAGUUUCGAGCUCAUAAUAGUGUACGAAUGCGUGAGGAAAAGCCUGAAGGUGGUGGAAAUAAAUGGAUUCAAAGGGCAGUUGAAUGAAUUGGUGGUGAUCAAUUAUCUGCUCUUUCAUGGACUUGUGCUCGACACACUGUCCAUUGUCCUGUCCAAGGAAAAGGAUCCUGAUGGCGCAGACAUGGAGUCCUCGUACCGCAAAAAUGCCCAGGACUUGCUCAAGUUCAACAGGGCCUCAGCGUCUCUGAGAAUAUUGAUCAACUAAUCGAUCGAGGUGUGCGUAAUCAGACUCCGACUCCUCUGAUAUUGUGUAACAGAGUCCGACUCCAGUUUUUCGUUUGAAAUAGUUGUGAUACAACACUGCGAAUUUUUUGAGACUUCGUUACUUUUGUAUUUGAAC